Messenger RNA from Drosophila ficusphila, 1383 nucleotides. Its product is annotated as uridine phosphorylase 1. Gene Ontology annotation, cellular component: cytosol; cytoplasm. The record is from RefSeq and is a predicted model, not a curated record. The transcript is spliced from 4 exons. Gene Ontology annotation, molecular function: uridine phosphorylase activity. NCBI's taxonomy places the organism in Eukaryota, Metazoa, Arthropoda, Insecta, Diptera, Drosophilidae. Gene Ontology annotation, biological process: nucleotide catabolic process; uridine catabolic process. Bases 116 to 1279 code for a protein of 387 amino acids.
CAUUGUGUUUAGUGACAGGUUUAGUAAACAUUUGAUAUGACAUUUUUAGUAAAAUAACACAUUUUCUGGAAGUAAGUUAUACAAAAUUUCUGUUUUUAAAGAAAAAAAAAUUGGUAUGGCGAAGAGUAAUUGUAAUGACUGCACAUGUCGAUUGGCCAAAGAGGUGUGCCAACUAAAGGCUGUUGUUAAUGCCCAGAGCAAGACCCUCACAAAGUUGGUACGGCAAAUAAGGGAUGGCUGCCGAAAGGACGAGGAACCCAAGGAAUCCACCCUAUGCGGUCUAAAUCCGUGCUUGAAGUGCCUGAAUCCCGACAUUCUUUAUCACCUGGGACUUGACACGGAGACAACCGACUUUCCCAAAGUGUUUGGAGAUGUGCGCUUCGUUUGCAUGGGAGGAACACCGGGGCGUAUGGAGAAUUUCGCGUACUACGUGAUGCAGGAAAUCGGACUGAAGAUUAAUGCGGCCACCCAAUUACGUGACAUUGCUGAGGCGGGCAAGCGAUUCUCCCUGUUCAAGGUGGGUCCCGUGCUCUGUGCCAGCCACGGGAUGGGUUGUCCUUCGAUCUCCAUACUGCUGCACGAGCUCAUCAAGAUGAUGCACCACGCCAAGUGCCAGGACCCCGUCUUCAUCCGGCUGGGAACCUGCGGUGGCAUUGGCGUAGAUCCCGGAACCGUGGUCAUCUCCUCCGAGGCGGUGGACGGCCGUCUGAAUGCCGGUCACGAGAUUAUUGUGCAGGGCAAUAGUAUCCUACACUCAAGCCAAUUGGACGAGGGUCUGGCUGAAGAUAUUAAGAUGUGCCACGAUCCGUGCAAGGACAAAUAUGAAACCAUCAUAGGCCGGACCUUGUGUGCCCAUGACUUCUACGAGGGUCAGUCUCGAUUGGAUGGUGCCUUUUGCGAAUAUACACCCGAAAUGAAGAAGGCCUAUCUGGAGCAGCUUCAGAGUCAGGAUAUAAAGAACAUCGAGAUGGAGAGCCUGGCCUUCGCCGCCCUCACCAGUCGGGCAAAUAUCAAGGGAGCAGUGGUUUGCGUGGCCAUACUAAACCGUCUUAAUGGAGAUCAGAUCAAAACGCCUCAUGAGAUUUUGGCCAAGUGGGAGAAGAGACCAAUGGAGUUGGUUACCCGUUACAUCCGCAAGGUUCUUUACUUUAACGCAAGCGAUAGCGAAUCGGAUCAACUAGAGGAGGAUGAGUGCGGCGAAGGGCCUCAAGACAAGGAAGGGUCUCCACAAGGCGGAGCUGGGGACACCCAAAAGGCGCCUGAGGAAGCGGCUGAGUAACUAUCAUGCAUCUGAAGUGAAAUUACAAGUAUAUGUCGAUCUAUCAUUCAUGUGACUAUACCAACGAUUGCUAUCCAUUAAAAAAACAUUGGUAUUUAAAAGAA